Molecule: messenger RNA, 342 nt
Organism: Ostertagia ostertagi
Lineage: Eukaryota; Metazoa; Nematoda; Chromadorea; Rhabditida; Trichostrongylidae
Source: the annotation of a GenBank genome assembly
AUGGAGGGAGACCGACCGUUUCAGGUGUACGCCCUUGUUCGUCGAUCACCUGAGCUGACGCAGUUCACCAAAAUACCAUCAGUGCGUCUAUUUUUGUGGGUAUUUGGACGACUGAAUUUGCUCUACAGUGCAGGAUUCGGAUUUUUGUCGUUCGGUCUUGGUGAAAACAAAAUACUGGAUUGGGUUACUGUUCAGCCUGUCAAAUCUCUUUACUUCAUCGGCUAUAUCUUCUACUUUAUAAUAUGGCCAAUACUCCAUCAAGUGCUUCUCAACGUUCUCCCACUAAGAAAAGAAGAAGACAGGUGUCCAACCACAACUGAAGUGACAACAAAGACGUCGUGA